This is a messenger RNA of Leptinotarsa decemlineata (Colorado potato beetle), 452 nucleotides long. It is a transcript of the gene IFT20, whose product is annotated as Intraflagellar transport 20. Gene Ontology annotation, biological process: cilium assembly; protein localization to cilium. Gene Ontology annotation, cellular component: non-motile cilium; centrosome; ciliary base. The record is from RefSeq and is a predicted model, not a curated record. NCBI's taxonomy places the organism in Eukaryota, Metazoa, Arthropoda, Insecta, Coleoptera, Chrysomelidae.
UUCUAUGGAAACGGUCAUUAACAACAAAUAAACAAUGGCAGAUUCUUUGGCUCUAGCUGGAAUUUAUUUUGACGAGGUGGACAGAAUAUGUAUUCUGAAACCUGAAGUAUCAAAGUCAACUAAUGAUUUGAAGGAAGAAUGUUAUAUAUAUACUGAGAAAAUUGACGAGUUCCAAAAAAUCGCAAGUAAAUUCAUUACGAUGGUAGGGCAAUUGGGAGAAGCAGUAGAAAAGCAAAAAAUUCAGGCCAUAGGUGCCAGAAACAUUCUGCAAAGUAUGGAAAAACAAAACGAAAGUAAUCGUCAACAGUUGCAGGUAGGAAUAAAAAUGCUCGAUAAAGUCAUGUGCAUAAAUCAAAAUUAUUGUUGAUAUCAAACUAAAUUGAAGAAUGGUGAUUAUUUGAUGAACUGUUAAUAACUUAUAGUAGAUCUAGUUUCUUACACACCUAAAUAAU